Messenger RNA from Danio aesculapii, 2195 nucleotides. Its product is annotated as gastrula zinc finger protein XlCGF7.1-like. Gene Ontology annotation, biological process: regulation of transcription by RNA polymerase II. Lineage: Eukaryota; Metazoa; Chordata; Actinopteri; Cypriniformes; Danionidae. The coding region runs from base 249 to 1253 and encodes 334 amino acids. The transcript has a single exon. Gene Ontology annotation, molecular function: DNA-binding transcription factor activity; RNA polymerase II cis-regulatory region sequence-specific DNA binding. The record is from RefSeq and is a predicted model, not a curated record.
UGAAGGAGGAGAGUGUAGAACUGAGUGAAGAUGAGGAGAAACAUCAUGUCAAAAGUGAAAGUGAAACUCAAUUAAAGAUUGAAGAUAGUUUUUCAGUGGAAACAACAGCCGUGAAAUGUUUCACCUGCACUCAGUGUGGAAAGAGUUUCAAGAAAAAGACCACUCUGAAGCGUCACUUGAGGAUCCACACUGGAGAGAAACCUUACAAGUGUUCACACUGCGAGAAGAGGUUCAAUCAGUCGGGACACAUGAAACAGCACAUGCUGAUUCACAUCGAAGAGGACACACACAUGAGUGAUCAACAACGGACAGCCAUACUUGGCUUCACCUGCACUCAGUGUGGAAAACGUAUGAGGCAUAAAUCCACUCUGAAGCGUCACAUGAGAAUCCACACUGGAGAGAAACCGUUCAAGUGUUCACACUGCGACAAGAGAUUCAUUCAUUCAGGACAUCUGAAAGAACACAUGCUCAUUCACACAGGAGAGAGGAUGCACAAAUGUGAUCACUGCAGCAAGACUUUUUAUAUUUCUUCAGAUCUGAAGAAACAUCUAAGAAUUCAUACAAAGGAGAGGCCUUAUUCAUGUUCUGAGUGUGGAAGUAGUUUUAGACAGCAGUCGAGUUUAAGAAAACAUCAGAAGAUCCACACUGGUGUGAAGGAAUUUGUGUGCUUUGAGUGUGGGAAGAGUUUUAUGAAAGCUGCAGACUUGAGACAACACCAUUUGAUUCACACUGGAGAGAAGCCGUACAAGUGUUCACACUGCGAUAAGACAUUCAGAUGUGUGGAACACCUGAAAACGCAUGCGAUGAUCCACACUGGAGAGAAACCACACAGAUGUGACCAAUGCAGCACAUCAUUUUUGAGGCAGUCAGAUCUGAAGGUCCAUCUUAGACUUCAUACAAACGAGAAGCCUUAUUCGUGCUCUGAGUGUGGAAAGAGUUUUACCCAGAAGUCAUAUUUAAAAGCACACCAAAAGAUUCACACUGGUGUGAGAGAGCAUGUGUGCUUUGAGUGUGAUAAGGCUUUUAUUAGACCUGGAGAUUUGAUACAGCACCAGAGGAUUCACACUGGAGAGAAACCAUUCACAUGUACUCAGUGCGGGAGGAGUUUCAAACAAUCAUCGCACCUUAAUAGUCACAUGCUGAUCCACACUGGAGAGAAAACACACCAAUGUGAUCAGUGCGGCAAAACAUUUCUGACUGCUUCCAAUUUAAAGAUCCAUCUCAGAGUUCACACAAAGAAGAAGCCUCGCUGAUGUUCUUUAAGGAAGAGUCAGUGAAGUUUACCUUCAUAAAAACAUCAGAUUUCAUUGAUCUGUCAUGACGACACUCUCAGAAAGAUUUAUUAAGGUAGCACACAUUCAUUCAUUCAUUUUCUUUUUGGCUUAGUCCUUUAUUAAUUAGGGGUCGCCACAGUGGAAUGAACCGCCAACUUAUCCAGCAUAUGUUUUACGCAGCGGAUGCCCUUCCAGUUGCAACCCAUCACUGGGAAACACCCAAACACACUCAUUCACACACAUACACUACGGAUAAUUUAGUUUAUUUAAUUCCCCUAUAGAGCAUGUCUUUAGACUGGUGGAAGAAACCCACGCGAACACGGGGAGAACAUGCAAACUCCACACAGAAAUGCCAACUGACCCAGCCGAGGCUCGAACCAGCAACCUUCGUGCUACAGAUGUCCUGUUGUUAUUUCCUCCGCUAUUAUUAUUUUAUGGAAUUAUUCUUUAUUCAUUUUCUUAACUUUUAUUUUCUUGUUGUAUUUACUUAAGGAAAAGAGCAGUGUUGGGCAUAUUGACGCUCCUAGCUUAACUACAUUUCUCAGUAGCGUGGUGGUAGCAUCGCUACUUUCUAAAUCAAAUAGCUUUUCAGUAGCGAAGGAAUUUUUUAGUCAAGUAGCGCAGUAGCGUCCACACAAGCUACAUUUACCAAUUGCGGAUCAAUAAGUGACGGCACCGAUAUUUGCGGAGCUGUGAGGCCGGUGUCUAACCGAUGAACGUAAAUCCAUAUGAUGACGAGAAUGAGGUAUUCUUCUUCUUCCUGUUUUACGGUGUUCGACAACAAGGUUUUUGGUGCUUUACUGCCACAUCUGGUGAAACUUGAUUGAUGGAAAGAUGACUGAGGGAGAGGAGUUAUUUCUGAAGCAGGAUUCCUCGUGACCAUUCCUCGACAAGUACAUGUUAAGAUGCAAUAACUUAAUU